Acanthamoeba castellanii str. Neff is the source of this 3153-nucleotide messenger RNA. RefSeq names its product RhoGAP domain containing protein. Bases 1 to 3153 code for a protein of 1050 amino acids. Gene Ontology annotation, biological process: small GTPase-mediated signal transduction. Gene Ontology annotation, molecular function: GTPase activator activity; actin binding. The transcript is spliced from 18 exons. Gene Ontology annotation, cellular component: cytoplasm. The record is from RefSeq and is a predicted model, not a curated record. NCBI's taxonomy places the organism in Eukaryota, Discosea, Longamoebia, Acanthamoebidae.
AUGGAAACGACGGGACCCAACAAUGUCCAAACGGAGAAACGAUCUCUUACGACCUCGGCGACGGUGGCGCCGGCGUCAGCGCUUAAGGGAUUAACAUCGCCAGUGGCCGCUUCGGGAGAGACCACAAGCAAAAUCGAUGCUGGCGCUGCGCCGCGUGGCAAGAGGAGCAAAUCAGGCUUCGUACCGCGAUCAGGACAGAAGAUUAAGGGCUCAACGGUGAAGAAAUUCUUAGGCGUAUCAACGUCUUCGAAGGACAAGCCCAAGGAAGGAAGCCGCAUCAUCAGCAGGAAGCUCAGCGUCGUGGAGGAGACUGGAGCGGGUACUCCCACCGAAGGACGGCCUACGGAGAAGACACAACAAAUUGAAUCGUUCGCUCGGCGGCUGGAGAGCGACCUGAUGUACCUGCAGGAUAUCUACGCCAAGCUGCAGAACCACACGGCCACCACUGCGCAGGGCACUGAGGACGGCAAACAGCUAGCAAAGGCCUUCCUUGAGUACUCGAAGCAAAACGGCGGGGAGUAUGGUGAAUGCCUGCACGCUGUUGCUGCCUUCCAAGUUGGUAUGGAGGAGACCAAGCUCAAACUGAGCAACGCUGUGAUCGAAGUUUUUGCAUCCCCGGUCAAGGAGUUCAUUGAUACGACCCUGCCUGAAGCUUUGCGAAGCAAAGACAGGUAUGAUGAGGCCCGACUAGCCAAUAUUGAAGCUGAUGCCAAAAUGAGCAAACAAAAGCCCGGCAAGGCCACUAUCACGACACAGAUCGAGUACAACAAGGCCAAGUAUACGUACGAGCGAACACAAGAGGAGGCUGUCAAUACACUCAAAGAUUCUAUCAAAGAGGUCAGCCAGGAUACACUCAUUCAUUUAUGCGACUACCUCGAUGCCUACGGUCAGUUCUUCGCCCAGGGUCAGCAGAUGCUGAGCAGGUUGCAGCCAUCGAUCGAGCGGUAUCGCGAAUACACCCAGAGGCAGAAAGACGAAGACCGACAGCAUAAAGAAGAGCAGGAGCGAAAGGAAGCCGAAAAGCGCGAGGCCCUCGUCCUGGAACAGAAGAAAUACGCCGAGGAAGGCAAUACCUCACUUUUUGGCGCGCCGCUGCAUGUGCUCUACGAAAAAGAGGGCAUCAGCCCACCGCAAGUGCCCUCCCUUUAUCAUGUGCUCAUCAAGUAUAUUCGAGAGCAUGGGCUUAAGGAAGUUGGCCUAUUUCGAAUGGCGGCGGCCCAGAACGCAACAGCUCAUAUUAUGAAACUGAUCCUUACCGCGUCCGGACGGCCGAUAGAACUCGAGGGCGAACUCGAUCCGCAUGCGGUGGCGGGCGUGCUGAAGAAGCUGCUGCGACAGCUGCCCGAACCUCUGCUCACCUUUGAACUGUGGGACAAAUUCGCUGUCGUCAUCACGGUCGUCGAGCUGUGCACGGAGGUGACGAGCCAUUCUGCCUUCAACCGAAUGAGCCCUUCGGGCCUUGGAGCGCUUUUGGGUCCCAACCUGGCGUAUCCGGCGGUGUCUGAGGAUGCUGAUCUGCUGCGCGACAUGAGCGUGGCCAACCUCCUGGUGGAGUCCCUGAUUCAGCAUUAUGGUAAGCUGUUUGGAGACGGAUCCGCCGCAUGCUUGAGCGAUUGUACAGGCGGGGCGAGGAGCAAAACGGUCGACCACAACCUUGAAUCGGAGAGCGAUGACGCUGGCGAAGAAUUGACGGACGAAACCACCGACGAUGACGAGCGGCCGCGGCACAACAGUAUCAGCGCCGGUGGCGGCGGCGCUACCGAAGACUUUGCGUCGCUCUACGAGCGGGAGGUCGUCAGAGGGGUGGGGUGGAGCAGCAACGACGCGAGUGGCGAUGACACCAAAAGCGGUAGCUUCAUUGGUAGCGGCAUGGCCAGCGGAAGUGGAAGCGGUAUCGGAACGAAGUCGACAGCUUCCAGAAGUGUCGGCGCGGACGAGGCGCCGACGGCGCACUCUGCGUCCAUGGAAGCCACUAGCGCGCUGUUCCAUCUCAAGGAGUCGCGUGGCAAGAGUCACGCGCGGACGCACAGCGGAACGAAGAUCGCCGAGGCGUCAAUCCCCUACGACGAAGACUCACCAUCGCCAGCCACGGGCAACAGUCCCUACAACCGGCUGUCGCGACAGCUCACCUUCACCUUUGGCGGCAACGCAGACGACGAGCGACGAGAGAGCAAGAAGAAGGACGGCCAGAAGAAGGAUAAACACAAAAAGAAGGAGAAGAAAGAGAAACGAGAAAAGGACAGCAAAAAGGACAACGAGGAAAAGAAGCUCGUGUCGCUCGCCCUCAAACAAGCGACAACGCCGGCGGCCACCGCCAAGCCCGAGCAGCAGAAACUGCCCUCGCCGCGAAAACGAACCAAGGACACCAAGGAAGCCAAGGACGCGACCGGCAAGCCCGGCAACGACCAGCAGCAGCCGGAGAAGGAGAGCCCUUCGCCAGCAACUACUGUGCAACUGCAACUGCCCCCCAAGUUGGCGCCUAUGGAGGUGGAGAUGGACAUCGCGCUCAAGGCCUUUAACGUCGGCCAGGACGCCGACGAGCUUGUCAAAGAGGUGGCUAUUGACGACCUCGGGACAGCCCGGUGCGAACGACCCGCGCGCGUGUUGCUCCGUCGGUCGCUCAGCGGCAACAUCCCCAGUGCGGCGGUGUCCAAGCGGCGCGGAAGCACGCGAGGUGUUGAGGUGAAGAAGCGAACGUCGUGUCUGUCGACCCUCACGCUCUACAACGAAGAGCUGCUGGACAAGACGAUAGAGGAGAUCUUCCACACGGGCUCAUACUCGGGCUGGCUGGUGGUGGGGUACAAGGACUCUGCGACGUUGGAGUUACAGGGCUCGGGCGUAGGCGGCGUGGACGAGCUGGUGAGACACCUCAAGGACACCGAGGUCCAGUUUGCGCUCCUCCGCCUGCCUAUCAUCUCACAGGAGGACGUAGACCCUUCCAAGUCCAUGAUUUCACGGGACAUCUUCAUCGGUUGGAUUGGACCCAAAGUGGGGAUCGUUCAGAAGGGCAGGAAGAAGGCGCACGUCGGUGAAGUCAAGGAGCUCCUCAAGCCGUUCCACGCGGAGCUGUUUGCGCUGCGGCGGACCAACUUCACUGAGUCCGUCGUGCGGGACAAGUCGGGACCGAUCUCGGGUUCGCACAUGAUAGACUGA